AUUUGUCACGGAACAGGCUGUCAGAGCUCCCAGCAGAAGCAUGUCACUUUGUCUCCCUCGAGAGCCUUAAUUUGUACCAGAACUGCAUUCGAUGCAUCCCAGAGGCCAUUCUGAACUUACAGUCUUUAACAUUUCUAAAUAUCAGUCGAAACCAGCUCUCCACACUGCCAGUACACCUGUGUAGUCUGCCACUAAAAGUUUUGAUAGCCGGUAAUAAUAAGUUGGUUUCAAUACCUGAAGAGAUUGGACAGCUCAGACAGCUGACAGAGCUUGAUGUGAGCUGUAAUGAAAUACAGACAAUACCUCCCCAAAUUGGCAAUCUGGAGUGCUUGCGUGACCUAAAUGUCAGAAGAAAUAAUUUGGUGCGUUUACCUGAAGAGCUUGCUGAGUUGCCUUUGAUUCGGUUAGAUAUCUCCUGCAAUAAAAUAACAACAAUCCCCGUUUGUUACCGGAACCUCAGACAUCUGCAGACCAUCAUGUUAGAGAACAACCCCCUCCAGUCACCCCCUGCACAGAUAUGUAUAAAAGGAAAAAUUCACAUAUUUAAAUACCUAAACAUAGAAGCAUGCAAGAUAGCUCCAGAUUUGCCUGAUUAUGAUAGGAGACCCAUGGGGUUUGGAUCCUGCCAUGAAGAACUUUAUUCCAGUCGUCCGUAUGGAGCACUAGAUUCUGGCUUCAAUAGCGUGGACAGUGGAGACAAAAGAUGGUCAGGGAAUGAACCUACAGACGAGUUCUCCGACCUCCCUUUGCGUGUGGCAGAGAUCACUAAGGAACAGCGACUGCGAAGAGAGAGUCAAUAUCAAGAAAACAGAGGUAGCACAGUCGUAACUAAUGGUGGAGUGGAACAUGACCUCGAUCAGAUCGAUUAUAUUGACAGCUGCGCCACAGAAGAGGAGGAGGAAGAGGUGAGGCAACCCAAGUGCAUGGACGCAGACAGCCUCAGCUCACAAUUCGUGGCAUAUAUUGACCAGCGGCGAAUCUCUAACGAGGGUUCGCCUGUAAAGCCUGUAGCCGUCAGAGAAUUUCAGAGAACAGAGGAUACAAGGCGAUGCUUACAUCAAAAUAGGCCCUUGGCUGAUUCACCUUACUUUCUCUCUCUAUCAAGUCACCACAGUCAGGUGCCUAAUCCAGACUCUGAGCUGCACCACAGACACAUAGAGCGUACCCGUCGGGAAGCCCAGCUAGCAGCACUUCAAUACGAGGAAGAGAGGAUGAGAACGAAACAGAUCCAGAGAGAAGCUGUCCUUGACUUUGUUAAACAAAAAGCAUCGUUAAGUCCUCAGAAGCAAAGUCCUCAGAAGCAAAGUCCUUUGGAUGGUGAGUGUCCCUUUCCAUCCAGAAGGUCUCAGCAUACUGAUGAUAGUGCCUUGUUAGUGUCACUCUCAAGGUUGAGUCAAGAAGGCUGUGCUCCUACCCUGCCUAAUGCCUCUACCUUCAGACCUGUCAAGAGUGAUGACAGAUCGACCAUCUCUCCCAGCUCACCUACCACUCAGACAGCCCACCUUUCCCCUCCAUAUCCUGGCCCUGCAGCCCCGCCUUCCUAUAGAAACCCUCCCCAGCGACCUGAGAGUUUCCUUUUCCGAGCAGCUGUCAGGGAUGAAGCAAAGAAAGUUGUUACUUCAUCUUCCACCUGUGCCUUGUCUCCUGCUAAUGAUUCUGCAGACCCCAGAGCAAGACAAUACUCCAAACAGCGAGAGGAAGAGCUGGAGCUGAUAGAGCAGCUGCGUAAGAACAUUGAAUCACGCUUGAAGGUGUCGUUGCCCAGUGAUCUUGGAGCAGCCCUCACCGACGGUGUCGUUCUGUGCCACUUAGCUAAUCACGUGCGUCCUCGGUCUGUUCCCAGCAUUCACGUCCCUUCCCCUGCUGUGCCUAAACUUACAAUGGCAAAAUGCAGACGAAACGUGGAGAAUUUUUUGGACGCUUGCAGAAGGAUUGGAGUGCCUCAGGACAAUCUUUGUUCCCCUUCUGACAUUCUUCAGCUAAACCUCAGCGUUAAAAGAACAGUUGAGACUCUUCUUUCCCUGGGGACAGAUUCAGAAGAAUCCACCCUUGUCUCCCUUUCCAUUCAGCUUUGGGGCUUUGUGGUGUUUUACUGUACUCUAAUGCUAACACUCUGUAUGUUCUAUCGCUGGGUCUUUUUCCUCUAGCUGAAAGAUGGUUUUGCUUCUCCCUCCCUCCGUCACUCCAGUGCUUGGUAAAGGAUUUUGGUUUGUGUCAAGACUGUGUGUAUGAAGUGCUUUCUUUUCCACGUAGGGGACAGAGGUGACAGGUACAGUGCGUAAAUAUGUUGUUACAUCCGUGUA
Molecule: messenger RNA, 2303 nt
Organism: Tinamus guttatus (white-throated tinamou)
Lineage: Eukaryota; Metazoa; Chordata; Aves; Tinamiformes; Tinamidae
Source: RefSeq, a predicted model, not a curated record